GCUUUAUAUUGUUGUAACUAAAGAAAGAAAAAGAAAACUAAGGUUCAUCAACAGCUUUGAAGAUGACAACGAUGACUGAGAUGAGAGUACAUAUGGAUUGUGCUGGAUGCGAGAGUAAAGUUAGAAAAUCUCUCGAGAAAGUUAAAGGUGUUGAUAAUGUAGAAAUAGAUAUGGCCAUGCAAAAAGUGACAGUAACAGGAUGGGCAGACCAAAAGAAAAUACUCAAAACAGUAAGAAGAACUGGUAAACGAGCUGAGAUAUGGCAGUUUCCUCACAAUCCUGCCAUGAGAAAUAAUAACCCUAAUCAUGUCACUGAUUAUUAUUAUCAGCAGCAAGGUUGUGGUGGCCCGUCCACUUAUUACAGCGGAGAGCCACCAGCCUCCGCCUAUAACUAUCGUAAGCACGGCUAUGAUAACUAUGGCCGUGCUUAUAGUCUUUAUAGGGGCAACUCGAACACGUUUGGUAGUCGUGCUGGUGAUGCAUUUAGUGAUGAGAAUCCCCAUGGUUGUAAAAUUAUGUGA
Messenger RNA from Capsicum annuum, 521 nucleotides. Its product is annotated as heavy metal-associated isoprenylated plant protein 28. The record is from RefSeq and is a predicted model, not a curated record. Bases 63 to 521 code for a protein of 152 amino acids. The transcript has 3 exons. NCBI's taxonomy places the organism in Eukaryota, Viridiplantae, Streptophyta, Magnoliopsida, Solanales, Solanaceae. Gene Ontology annotation, molecular function: metal ion binding.